GACUGGGGCUCCCGGCCUCCCUGCUCUGGUGCUAUGACCAGAGGGCCAUCGAUUGCUUCUGGGCAUGCCUCCUGACCCUGACCACAGGCCCGCAGCUACUCCUCCACCAGCCGACUGAAGGGUGCCCCCUCAGAUCCUUCCAGAAACGCGCGGUUGGUGAGGCCUUGCAGGAAGGAGAAAGUUGAGGGCUCAGGUUCCGCUGGCAGUUGGGGUGUGAACUCACAGGGUUCUGGUGAGGGAAGGAAGGUUCCAGGAGGACCCCCUGCCGAGCGGCUCCUCUGCCACCUUGGUAUUGUCUUGGAAGGAGAUAAGAUGUGAGUGCAUGAGCCCACCUCUUCACACCCCACAUGCUCCUCCAGGGCCUUCCAGCCCCUGACUUCCCUGCCUCCAUCCGCGAACCUCCCACCCCGCCCCACCCCCAUGCCCCAAGUGCCCUGGUGUCCAGCUUUGGGCAGCCAUGGGGCGCUAGGCCCAAGGCCUCGGCAGUAGUCAGAGCUUCAGGUGGGGGCUGCUGGUGAAGCCGUAUCAGGCAGGGGCCUGGACUUCUCGGAACCUGAGCUUCCUGCUGGGGGGCAACGAGAGCUGAGCCUCCCUGGGCCGGGCUGUGUGACAGCAGGAUGAGCCAAGAGCUGGCUGGUAGCAAUCCCUCGUUGGGGGCCUCGCUCCCCUCCCAGCUGAGCACCAUCACCCUGGAGGACCUGGGGCUCCUAGAGGAGGGGCUAGACAGCCCUGAGGCCCUGAGUCUGGAGGAGAUCUCAGGCAGGUGUGAGCCCAGCUGCCAGACAUCCACCAUCUCUGUCCCAGAGCAGGACACCCCCGAGCGCUGGAAGCAGCUAGAACAGUGGGUGGCUGACCUGCAGGCCGAGGUGGUGUCCCUGCGGGGACACAAGGACCGCUGUGAGCACUCCAUGCUGAGGCUGCUGCGGGAGCUGCUCCAGGUGCGCGCCUGCGUGCAGCUGCAAGAUUCAGAGCUGAAGAGGCUGCAGCAGGAGGGGCUGCAAGUGGCUCGGGGCCCUGAGGAGGCCUGCGAGCUCCCCAGCCUCCAGAACCAGAUGCAGGCCCUGGACAAGAGGCUGGUGGAGGUCCGGGAGGCCCUGACCCAGAUCAGGAGGAAGCAGGCGCUCCAAGACUCCGAGCGGAAGGGCGCCAAGCAGGAGGCCAGCCUCAGGUUGGCCAAGCUGACUGGGAAGCUGGAGCAGGAGGAACAGGAUCGGGAGGCAGCCUGUGGUGCCCUGCAGAAGAGCCAGGAGGAAGCUAGCCAGAGGGUGGACCACGAGGUGGCCAGGAUGCAGGCCCAGGUGACCAAGCUCGGAGAGGAGAUGAGUCUCCGCUUCCUCAGGAGGGAGGCCAAGCUGUGCGGCUUCCUGCAGAAGAGCUUCCUGGCCCUCGAGAAGAGAAUGAAGACCUCGGAGAGCGCUAGGCUGAAGGCGGAGAGCGGCCUGCGGGAGGAGCUGGAGAGCAGGUGGCAGAAGCUCCAGGAGCUGGACGAGGAGCGAGUCCAGGCCCUGUGGGGGCAGCGCAAGCAGGAAGAAUGCCACCUCCUGGAGCAGUGCCAGGGCCUGGACAAGGCCGUGGUCCAGCUGACCAAGUUCGUGCAGCAGAAUCAGGUGUCGCUGAACCAAGUCCUGCUGGCUGAGCAGAAGGCCCGGGACGCCAAGGGGCACUUGGAGGAAAGCCAGGCUGAGGAACUGGCCGCCUACCUGCAGGAGAACCUGGAGGCCAUGCAGCUGGCCGGCGAGCUGGCCCAGCAGGAGACACACAGCGUGCUGGAGCUGCUCCAAGAGAAGAGCCAGGCCCUGGAGGUGUCCGUGGCUGAGCUCGCCAGGCAGGUGAAGGACCUGAGUGACCAUUUCCUGGCCCUGAGCUGGAGGCUGGACUUGCAGGAGCAGACGCUGAGCCUGAGGCUGCGCGAGGCAAAGAGUGAGUGGGAAGGCGCAGAGCGGAAAUCCAUGGAGGGCCUGGCCCGGUGCCGGGAGGAGGCCGAAGCACACCUGAGGGACGUGCGGGAGAAAGUGGACAGCCUGCCCCGGCAGAUAGAGGCUGUCUCCGACAAGUGCGUCCUCCACAGGAGUGACUCAGACCUCAAGAUCUCUGCCGAGGCCAAAACCAGAGAGUUCGAGCUCGGGGCCAUGCGGCAGGAGCUGGCUGCUGUGCUGUCGUCCAUGCAGCUUCUCAGGGAGGGCAACCCUGGGCGGAAGAUCGCCGAGAUCCAGGGCAAGCUGACUACGUUUCAGAACCAAAUAAUGAAAUUGGAAAACAGCAUCCGGGACAACAAGGCCGUCCAGAACCUCAGGUUUAAUACAGAAACCAAGCUGCGCACGGAGGAGAUGGCCACCCUGCGGGAGAGCAUGAUGCGCCUGUGGAGUGAGGAGGGCCCGUGGGCCCUGACGCCGGGCAGCAGGAGGGUCCUCGUGUCGCUGGUGAGCCACCGGUUCUUCAUCAAGGACGUGGCCGCCAGCGAGGUGGCCCCCGUGAACCGCUGGGGUGUGUAUCAGGCCGUGAGGUGGCUGAGGUGGAAGUCGGUCCUCCUGAGCCUGGUGGCCCAGCGGAGGCCAAGAGCGGUCUUGGAGAAGUCCCUCAGCUGGGAGCCUGCCCAACAGCUCACGUCCUUGCCCCUCUCCCAGAAAUAAAUGUGCCAGCUCCUGCUCCUG
Equus caballus (horse) is the source of this 2651-nucleotide messenger RNA. It is a transcript of the gene CCDC154, whose product is annotated as coiled-coil domain containing 154. Gene Ontology annotation, biological process: bone mineralization involved in bone maturation. Lineage: Eukaryota; Metazoa; Chordata; Mammalia; Perissodactyla; Equidae. The record is from RefSeq and is a predicted model, not a curated record.